Lottia gigantea (owl limpet) is the source of this 261-nucleotide messenger RNA. RefSeq lists its product as hypothetical. Gene Ontology annotation, biological process: regulation of barbed-end actin filament capping. Gene Ontology annotation, molecular function: protein binding. The transcript is spliced from 2 exons. The annotation marks the transcript as partial. NCBI's taxonomy places the organism in Eukaryota, Metazoa, Mollusca, Gastropoda, Lottiidae. The record is from RefSeq and is a predicted model, not a curated record. Gene Ontology annotation, cellular component: cytoplasm; nucleus.
CCUCUGUUGGUCCAGGCCUGUUUCCAUGGUGAUCCAGAUGAAGUAAGAUCAUUAUUAUACAAGAAAGAAGACGUGAAUUAUCAGGUAAAUAAUGUUUUAAAUUCAUGUGAUGAAGAGAAAAGAAGUCCUCUCCAUGCUGCAGCUUAUUGUGGUGAAUCAGAAAUCUCAGACCUAUUGAUAUUAAGUGGUGCUAGAGUAAAUGCUAAAGAUAAUAAAUGGCUGACUCCUCUUCAUAGGGGUUGUGGAUCCAAAUGUGAGGUA